UACAAAUUUAAAUUUUACAAAGGAGUCGAGAAGAAGAAGCAUAUGAGAAAGCGUCAAGUGGUGUUGAGGAGAGCCUCGCCGGAGGAACCUUCUAGAAGCUCGUCGACGGCUUCGUCUCUGACGGUGAGAGGUGUGAGAUACGGCGAGUGUCAGAAGAACCAUGCGGCGGCGGUCGGCGGAUACGCCGUCGAUGGCUGCCGUGAGUUCAUGGCAAGCAACGGAGAGGAAGGUUCGGUGGCAGCGCUAACGUGCGCCGCCUGUGGCUGCCACCGCAGUUUCCAUCGUAGAGAAAUCGAAACCGAGGUUGUUUGCGACUGUAAUUCACCUCCUUCGACUGGAAACUAGACCAGUAAAAACUAGACCUAGAUGGUGCGUGGAAAGAGAAUGACAAAUUCACGGGGCAUGGAUGGUUCUGCAGAGUAGUAGGAUCAGAAGAGAAGAUGAUGGGGGCGAUGAAUUUCCAAAGAAGCUUAUCAGUUCUACAUGCCGACUGUGAAGCUUUGAUAUGGGCUAUGGAGUGCAUAAAGACCCUUGAUUUUUUAGACAUAGUUUUUGCAACAGACUGUUCUCAAUUGGUGAAGAUGGUAUCCUCUCCAGACGAAUGGCCAGCUUUUACUACACACAUGGAGAAGUUUCGACGCAGUAAGUGUUUCUUCCCUUCCUUCAAGAUUCAACAUAUACCAAGAGCAACUAAUCUAAUAGCAGACAACCUUGCACGAGGUGCUCGGAGUUCCCCUUCAGCUGUAUUUUAUGUUGAUUCUAUUCCACCGGUUUGGUUUUCCGAGCCGGUAGGUUUCUUAUCAUAGAUUAGUUAUUGUUUUCAAAAAAAAAAAAUUAUGAUAUGUUACAUAUUAUGUUGAUUUUGGACAAUAAUGUAAUUUCCUUUCGUGUAGAAAAAAGUGAGAUGCUUUGAUGCUUUGUUCCAGGAAAUUUAAAGAGGCGAUUGUGAGCAAGAAUUGAAAAAAAAAGAAAAAAGUAUAUCAGAGAAUUGUGGUUAUGUAUUGUGUUUACAGAAGUAGGAUAAUCAACUUUAAGGUUACAUCGGAAAAGAUUCUCGGCGAUGCAAUUACUGAGAAACCAGUCAUUGAAUCUCAGCAAGUUUGGUAUGAUUGAAUGAAAUUAGGGAUUCGAACAACAGUUUCGUGGCCAGAGAAAUAAGUGGGUGAACCAUAAUUUUAAAGAAGAUGAAAAAUUAGCGAUGGAUUGUUAGAGAAGAUGAACAAUAAAUUUUGUGUCUUAUGUUCUAUUCUAGUUUAUAAUCAUAUUAUAAUAUGAUACACUUCUCUUCCUCCUCCUAUGUGAAUUGUAUCUAUUUCUCUGCCCCAUGGGUCUUCUUGUUCACUAUUCCUCUAGCUCCAGUGUCUUGUCGUCCAGCACAGUCACUACAAAUUGUGUCCUUACCUCCUACAUGUUCUUCUUCUCCUUUAACUUUUGUGGUGGUUUCUCUCCGACUUCAUAGACUCCACUACAACUGAAACAUCAAUUCUUCUGCUAAUUGUAUCUUCUCAUGCACCUCGUAAUUCUUCUUCAUCACUACUUCAAUACAGUGGCAGAGGUAGAAAAAGAAUCUACCGGGGUUAAAAUUUAUAUAUGCAAAAUUAUACAACUAAUUAAGAGGGUCAGACUAUGAGAAUUUAAACAAUUAAUCAAAAUAUAUAACAAUUAUAUGCAUAUACUAGAUCAAAUUCGAAAUUUCGCAGAGGUCAACUGACCCAUGUGAUCCUUGCCACUGCUUCAACAUCUCUCCUUCUUGCAUUGCAAAUGCACUAUUUAUUUAUUUAUUCUAUUUAGUGAACAUAUAGAAAUGUGACUUUACAAUAAAUAAAUAUGUGUUAUAUUUUGUAGGUGUAACAUUAUUAUGAAUCGAUUGAUUUAUACUUACUGAUUAAAAUUAAUCAUUUAUAAAUGGGUUGACAAAAAAAGAUCAUUUAUAAACGGAAAUAUAUUAGGAUUAUAUUAUUAAAAAUGAACGAUGAUCAAUGUGAUAUUGAGUAUUGUUAAUGUGCAUUAUACUCUACUAUUAUAUUUAUCGAAACAGUAUAGCCUCCUCCUCCUCUUAUUAUAAACAUGUAUAAAACAAUAUAGUUUAUGUUAUGUGUAAAGACUAUGAUAUGUUUCCUAUCGAAUAGAACAAUUUUGAGUCUUUUAAGUUUACUAGUUGUAUCUGGUUUUGCUUCUUGAAUCGGUGUAGACAUUCGCACAAUAGAUACAUACCAUUUCUGAAACUUGCUUUUACAAAACAAUAUGCAGUAUCAGAGGUGAUCUGUUUGGUUUUCAUUUUCUGACUAUACUAUACAUUUUAUCUUAUAGAUAGUUUUAUAUAUAGUCAGAGCCGACCUUAGAAUUUUUAAGGUUAGAAGUCCAAAAAUAAAAAGUGGCCGAAAAUAAAAUGCUGCAGGUUGGAGGAUUCAAACUCUGGUUUGGAUUUAAUGAGCUAUGGCUAUUAAUCCACUACAUUAAAACACGCCUUUAGAAAAUUGUGGCCAAUUAUAUUGAUAUUAUUUAGCGGUCGGAAGCCCAUGCUUCUUUCGCUUGGACCUAGGGUCGGCUCCGUAUAUAAUAGGCUCUAACAUUUUUCACGCACACACGCUUUUAAAGAAUAAGAGAGAAAUUUUUCUCUCCACUGCAAGAAAAGUUACAAUGAUCUAGUCGGUCCAAUCAGCUACACCAAACUUCGCUAUGUCAGCCUUUCAAUUACCAGUCAGUCUAUGCAAACAAAUGCAAUCAAUACUCACCACAUUCUGAUGGGAUUCAAAGAAUGGAGAGAAAAAAAAACUGCUGGAAGUCUUGAGACUCUCUAACUCAUCCCAAAAGUCUUGGAAGACUAGCCUUCCGUGAUGUUCAAACAUUUAAUAAGGCUCUGCUUGCAAAAAUUGCUUGGAAGAUCUUCACCAAACCAAACAGUCUCUUGACCAGAAUUUUAUUGAGCAAAUACUGAUACAAAACUUCCUUCACAAAAGUAUCUCUAGGCUCAGCGAUUUCACAAGGUUGGAGAGGCAUUCUAGUGUGCAGAGACUUGUUGUUUAAGCAUCUUGGCAAAGUAAUAGGAAAUGGAAAGAGAACCAAUCUCCGGUCGGAUUCCUGGAUACACCGUGAAACAAAUCUCAAACCUAUCGGCCAUGUCGCCUUGCAAGAUAAACACCUCAUGGUAGCUGAUAUCCUUACAAAACUAAAGAAUGGAACAAGGAUCGCAUUGUAAACCUCUUACCCGAACUAGCUGAUCACAUCUUUAACAUCAAACCAAGUAUGUUAGGAGCUGACUACUCAUACGUAUGGCCUCUGCAGAAGACUGUAAGAAGACCUUCGGACCUUUUAGGAGCACUCUCGGACUUCGAUUCUCUGGCUUCUCCUAUGACAUCAACCUUUCUCUUUUGUCGCUUCUUUUUUAUCCAUCGCUCUAGUAAUGGACUUGCAGAUUCUAUAGCUAAAGCCUGUUUUUCAUUGUAUUUGGGCCCAAGACCAUAAGCCUACCACUUGCACAAAAAAAAAUGUAAUUGUUCCUUCCACUUUGUUUUACUGUGUAACAAGGCUAUAUUUUUCAUUGUUAGACCUUUGUCAAAUAUUCUCCUAAAUGACCUAUAAACAUAUUUAUACUAUUAUUUGAGAAGUAAAAUUGAUGAUUUGUCAUGCUCUCCAAAAUUUUAAGCUCACUCAUAUUUUAUGCUUAAUUAAUCUUAAUAAAUAUUUUUUGUGAUUUAACUGUUAAUUUUAUCAUUAUCUUCAGGAUAAUUAAAAAAUAUAACGAUAAUUUCAUAGUUAAAUUUAUAUUAUAUUUACUUUAGUAAUAUUAAAAUAUUAUAUAUAUGUUUAUAUUAUAUUUUGAUUAGUAAUAUUAAAACGAAUCUAUUUUAAUAUUUAUCACAUAAGAAAGAACUAUUUAUCUUUUAAGAUAAAUUUCUUAGGAAAAUCAAAAUCACAUCAUUGUGAUUUUUUUCGUUCUCACGUUAAAACUUAAAUCGUUUAAAGUUUUUAUUACCCUUAGUAAAGAAUUAGGUUAGAUUUUUUAAUAUAUAAUUACCCGUAAAUGAAAAAAAAGUUCAUUAAUUUGAUAAUCAUCAUUAUCUAAAAAGAUUCUUUAUACAUCAUAAUAUUUUGAAUAUUUUAAAAAUAAAUAUAAAUCCAUGUGUAUAGUUUAAUGUGUAUAUGAAUGUUUUCAAAUUUAUUUUACGUAAUAAAUAUAUAUUUUAUUAAAAUAAAUAUUGUAUAUAAAAAAUAUUAUUUAAUUAAAUAUUAACUAUUUCAAAAGCAUGAAAAUAUUUUUAUCCGGUGAAAUCAAUGGUGGUCUCGAGCUUCUCCGCCUCUCCGCUUCUCUCCACCUCUCCGCUUCUCUCCACUUCUAUCCACCUCUCCGCUUCCCUCCGCCUCUCCACCUCUCCUCUUCUCUCCACCUCUCUGCUUGUCUCUGCCUCUCUCCUCCGGUUCUCUGGUUCCAGUUUCUCGUAAAGAAUAACAUGUCUUUGCAACCUUUAUCUUUGCAUGUUGCGUUCUUUGGUUCCAAUGGUGCGUUCCAAUCCUAGACAACCUUUAUGUUUGCAUGUUGCUCAAAUGAUUUGUUGCCAUGGGUUUGUGUUCCUCAGGUUCCUCUUUGCAUGUUCCUCAUUUUGUUUCUUAGAAUUAAAUGAAAAUAACAGUAUGUUUUUGUCUAACUUUUGCGUGUUUAUCACAUUAGGACACUGAAUUAGAAUGAUAGAAUUACAUUUGUUAAUUGUCUUAGUUUGGUGAAUUGAUUACUGUGAUCAUAUCUUCUAUUUGUUUUGUUUAUGGAUUCGUUCAUGGCUUUGAUGUUUUUUUCUCUGAUUCGAUUUUUGAUUAAGAAGGACAAACAUGCUGUUUUUUCAUUCCAUUUGAUUUGUCCUGACUUGAUUUUCGUUUCUACGUACCGAAAGAAGGAAAAUCAUUUAUUUAAGUGGGUUGAUGAAGUUUUGCUUGAUGAGAUUUGAAGGGUAGAGGCGGAGCAAGGGAAAAUUGUAGAAGAGAUUGAAGAUCCGAAAAGGAGUAUGAAAAUGACAAUGGAAGAAGAAAUUAGGAAGCAGAAAAAUUCCCUUGGAAUAGGUUGUUUAGGAAGCAUUCUAUUGCUUUCGGAAAAUUAAAAAGCUAAAAAUGAAUGGAAUCAGUCUACUGGUUCUUAGUAUUUUGUUCUUUCUAGUUUUUUUAUGACAAUGAAUAUGUCGAUUUUAUUAUUCUUA
Messenger RNA from Brassica rapa (field mustard), 5186 nucleotides. RefSeq names its product mini zinc finger protein 2. Gene Ontology annotation, molecular function: transcription cis-regulatory region binding; DNA-binding transcription factor activity. Gene Ontology annotation, cellular component: nucleus. Lineage: Eukaryota; Viridiplantae; Streptophyta; Magnoliopsida; Brassicales; Brassicaceae. The record is from RefSeq and is a predicted model, not a curated record. Gene Ontology annotation, biological process: regulation of DNA-templated transcription; regulation of developmental process.